Molecule: messenger RNA, 2543 nt
Organism: Haliotis rubra (blacklip abalone)
Lineage: Eukaryota; Metazoa; Mollusca; Gastropoda; Lepetellida; Haliotidae
Product: charged multivesicular body protein 2b-like
Exons: 8
Coding region: 139-777 (212 amino acids)
Biological process (GO): protein transport; late endosome to vacuole transport; endosome transport via multivesicular body sorting pathway
Cellular component (GO): ESCRT III complex; multivesicular body
Source: RefSeq, a predicted model, not a curated record
CUAACGUUAUUGGGACACUUCCGGGUUAUUGUCGUCACAAUCACAUGAAGUUUGGUAGCUCAGUUUAGUUGACUAACAGGUGUUGCGAAUUAGUAAUUGUGAUAGUUAUCGAGAACAACCCAUACACUCAGAGUCGCCAUGGAUUUCUUUAAGAAAAAGCCUACCGUGGAACAGCAAAUUCGUCAGAAUGAUCGGGUGUUGAAGAAACAACAGAGAGACAUUGCCAGAGACAGGGGUGCACUGGAGAGAGAGGAGAAGAAACUGGAACUGGAAAUAAAAAAAGCUGCAAAACAAGGCAAUAAGCAGGCUGCAACUAUCCUGGCAAAGCAACUGGUACAAUUACGCAAACAGAAAACAAAAUCCUAUUCCAUGGGUUCCAAAAUUCAGUCUAUAGGCAACCAACAAAAGUUGAUGAACUCGAACAUGAAAAUGGCCACUGCCAUGGGCACAACCACUAAGACGAUGACGCAGAUGAACAAGGUGAUGGAUCCGCAGAAGACCAUGAAGGUGAUGCAGGAGUUUGAGAAGGAGUCGACCAAGAUGGAGAUGUCAGAAGAAAUGAUCAGUGAUACUCUGGACGACAUCCUUGACGAGUCAGGUGACGAGGAGGAGGGUGACGCCAUCGUUAACCAGGUGCUCGAUGAGAUUGGCAUUGAGAUCUCCGGCAAGAUGGUGAAUGCCCCCUCAGCACAUGGUGGAGCACUAGGAGAGUCUUCGAAGAGAAAUGCAGCCGAUGAUGAGAUCGAGAAGCAGCUGGCAGCUCUCAGGGACUUGUAGUUGGACUUAAUUGUAUCAUGCACAGUGUCUUGUGUCCUCACUGCAAGCAGAGGUACUAGGGGAGACAACUCUGUUUCCUUCUUUUCAUCACAGAGGUCAGCACAAGAAGCAGGGAAGACAGCAUUAUCCUGAUGUAUUUUGUUAUGAAAUCUUCACAUGGAUGAAAGUUAAAUUGAUAACUGCCUGAACAUUGUGUAUUAUUUAAAUUAUUUGGGUUUGGGAGUUAAGACAGGAUAACAUUAAGUGAAACCUGGCAGCCGCUGCACAGCAAGACACAUCCGAGUGGAUGGCGUCACAACCUAUGGUCAUUUACAUCUGUACGAAACACAAGUUUAUUCCAAAUGAACAUUUUUAUACUGUCAAGACCUGUCCCCACUUCCGAGGAUAGUUACAACUUGGUGCAUCCCACGUCUCCUGUGUUGACUCCUGGCAUGGAUGCCUCUGUUACCAUGGUUACUCGUCAUCCAUCAGCCUCCAUGGUCCUCAUCACUGUAUCAUUUCAUCAGAACAUUGUGUUGAUCAUGGUGAUUUUCAUGUACAUGAAAGAUGAUGUGGUGUUGACAAAAGCCUGUGAUUUAUAUUUUAUGUUUGUUGUUCAAUAUAUCAGCGUUAACUGUUCAGUUGAAUGAUUCAAAGGCAUUAUGAUAUCUGUGUACUAUUGCAUAUAUUGGCCGUAUUGUGAAACAGUUCUUCAUGAAUCGCUAUCACGAGGUUGUGCAUGGUACUUACUGUAUAGCACAGGUAUUGUGAGGGAGUUCCUUAUGUGUCACAAGGCUGUAUAUGGCACUUACUGUUUGUAUAGUAACACAGUAUGGCAGGUGUAUUGUGAAGUUCUGCACACCUCAGAUGUACUUGAACGGGACGCAGCAGGAACUUGUGUCAGACUCGUCAUGAAGUGACUGAAUCCAUUGUCAGUGCAAACCCGCCUACUCCACUGAUUAUUUAUCAGAUUAAAUUGUUUAUCAUCAUCAUCAUAUUGUUUAUCUUUGUAGGUAGUUGGUUUAGCUUUAGUUCUAAAAUUGGGUUUCUCAAAUAUGUUUGAUGGGAGCUGACAGGUUUAAGAGACAAAUUCCAUGUUUAUAGUUCGUUUUAUUGGUCAGCUUGCUGGAAGUCAGACAUGCCUAGUCACUCUAGUACUGGAAGAUCUCUGCUGAUGACAUCAGUAUUGCAUUGUUAUUAUUCCCAUUAAUUACCUCCCUUGGUAUGUAUUGUACACCCUGUGCUAUAGUUUUCUUCCCCGUGUCUAAAUCUUAGUCAGGUGAAACUCUGAAACCAUUGACUAAGGCUCUAUCUCAAUCUCCUGAACAUAUGCUGCCUUCGGAUACUCAGCGGCUGGGAUCAGUAGUUCAUCCAUUAAUACAAAACACACACUGGUAUAUACAUCGAGGGGUACAGUUAAAUCAGGCUCUCAAAGCCACUGUUUUAUCAGCUUGGAACAAUUCCAGUAAAUGUUUUAGUUGUUUGAUGAUGUUAGGAAUGAGAUAUUUAUUGUCUGUCACAUAUAAUUCCUGCCCUAUGCAUGAGGUUGAUAUGACAUCUAGAGGAUAUUGUUACUGUAUUUACCUACACUGUGUGUAGAUCAACAGUUGUUAAAUAAUGUAUGCCAGGGGGUUAAAUAAACACACGAAUAAACAGUUGUUUACUUGAGCAGAAUUGAUAGAUUAUUUAAUCAACAGUUCGAUGCAAUAUUUAUGUGUGUAUAUAUGUGUAAAUGUGUACAUUUUGCCUCUUACCUAUUACAAGAAAAUAAAUAACUUUCAAUUUUA